UCAUGGAUUUCCACUGCUGCCAGCCACCGAGCGCGGCUGUCCGCUAGGACAGCUGACCUACAAAGGCAUUGCCCAACUUCUGCAUGUGGGCGAGAUCAUGCAUCAGAUCUAUGCACCCACAUUGGGUUUGCUGCUCAAGCCAAAUGCGCUGCGCGCGGCACAGGAUUCGACGCCGCAUACGCUGCUCAAUUCGGAUGAAGUGGUGGUGUUCACCACGCGCUAUCGACGCACCUUUCAAUCAGCACUGGCGCUGCUCUAUACACUGCUGCCGGCAGAUAAGUGGCUAGCGCUAAACGUGCGUGAAUCCCAUAGCAUGGCCUUUUGCUUCUCCGACUGCAGCUGCGCUCAAUCCGCAGUGCUACACAAGCGCUUGAAUCUGCUGGCGGAUCGUCAGCUGCAGCAACGUGCCGAUGUGCUGGCUGUCAUGCAAUGGAUUGGCGGCACGCUGCUGCAGCAUACGCCUAAUGAGGGUGGCGUCACCAAUCCCUUCGAGGUAGUGGAUGCCAUGUUGACGGUGCUAUGCCAUGAUGCAAGCUUACCGUGCCGCCGACGCAAUGGCAGCCAGCCCAGCAGCACGCGCGCCAAUAAUCAGGAGCUGGUAGAUGUCAUCAACAUAGAUCAGGAUGAAGCAGCGCCUAAUCUGCUGCAGGAGGGUGAGGCAGCCGCAGCGCCUGCGGAGCAACCACUGCUAACCGGCGAAGGCGAGGGCUGUGUAGAGCCCGCUCAUGUGGAUGCGCUCAUGUCCUUUACCGAUGAGCUCUCCUUACGCACCGCUAAACAUGCAUUCUACAAGCGCUCCGGUCUACUACGAGCCUACGGCAUGAUACGUCACAUUGUUGGCUAUAUGCUCAAGAUGAUCUCUGGCGAUCGCACCAAGUUUGUGCUUUAUUCGGGCCAUGACUGGACGAUGCAGUACCUCACAGCUGCGUUGGGCAUUGUCACUAGGGAAGGCCAGAUCAUUGCCUAUGCCUCCCGGCUCGCCUUUGAGGUCUAUCGCAGCGAAGCGCAUACGGAUUAUUAUUUUCGAGUUGUCUACAAUGGUCGCGAUGUCACGCAGCAGAUUGACUUCUGUGAGGGCGGCAAGAGUUUACGCGUCACGCGUGACAGUCGUGGCAAUAAGGCCGAUUUGUGCCCCAUUGAGAAUAUUAUACGAUUUCUACACGAGGAUUACUUUGCGCCACUGAAUGCCACCAACUUUAAGGAGGCUUGUGCCGCCAAUGCAGCUAAUCCGCCCAAAGCGAAUGAGUUCUAAGAGUAAGGCAACUGGGUUCUUCUGUCAGCACUUUGAACUGUGAUAAAUAGUUAAGCUAAACCCGCUAUAACCCACUUGAAACUAAAAACAUAUCAGAUCAAGUCGAGCCCAAUCGAAUAGAUCAAAUAAUUAAACUUCGAGUACAUAUCCAAUGCAGAGCUGUAAAUGAAUCUUUAGAUGAUAUUUGCUUUUUAAUAAGUUAUAAAAUUAGAAUUAUUCAUUUCAUUGUAAGUCCUG
Drosophila busckii is the source of this 1489-nucleotide messenger RNA. Its product is annotated as 2-phosphoxylose phosphatase 1. Lineage: Eukaryota; Metazoa; Arthropoda; Insecta; Diptera; Drosophilidae. Gene Ontology annotation, biological process: dephosphorylation. Gene Ontology annotation, molecular function: phosphatase activity. The transcript is spliced from 2 exons. The record is from RefSeq and is a predicted model, not a curated record. Bases 98 to 1252 code for a protein of 384 amino acids.